GUGCCCACAGGAAGACGCUGAGAAAGGCUGCGCUCCAAUAUGAUAGUGACAGCUAGAGGCAAGCUGGGGAUUGGUGCACAGAAAUAGCCGACCAAUCCCGGAGCAGGCAGAGCUAACAUAACAAAGCAAAGAGAAAAGGAAAGGGUAAAAUUGCAGCAGAGGAGGAUGGGUGGAGGAGAGAGUGGCACUCAGUGACGUCUCCAGAAAGGAGAGGAGAUGAACGAGAGAGGUGAGAACAUCCAUCAGAUGAGGCCGCCAUGCACCGAGGAGAAGCCGCAGCAAGAGCAGCAGCAGGCCUCGCCAUCAGCUGUCAACACAACAUCUGAAGCAUGAGGACGUCGAGGAAAGGGAGCGUGGAGAUGCCUGCGUUUGUGCGCCAGCUGGUCAAAGAGACAGAGAAGAGGGUCAGCUCUUUCUUCAAGGGGGGCCGGGGAGGAGCGGCUGAAGGGGAGCAGACCGGGGAGGGCGAGAAGGAGGAGGUCAUUCCCAGCCCCUACUUGGAUCGGCCGGUGUUGGACAAACUGGCGGAGGAGGGCUGCGCCCGUUGGGGGCUCACCUAUGCCCUGGGGAGCAUGCAAGGCUGGAGAACCAACAUGGAGGACUACCACAACUGCGUGCCUCAGCUAGGAGGAGAGCUGGCCGACUGGAGCUUCUUCGCCGUCUUCGAUGGACAUGCGGGUAGCACAGCGGCACAGCACUGCUCGCAGCACCUUCUGGGUCACAUCCUGGCUACAGGUGGCCUUGGGCACGAGGACGACCCUGACAGGGUAAAAGGGGCUCUAACUGAAGGCUUCUUCCAAACAGACAAGCAUCUCCACGCCGUGGCCCGUCGAGAAGGAUGGGAGAGAGGUGGCACCACCGUAGUGUCCGCCCUCAUCUCGCCCUACAACAUCUACUUUGCCAACUGCGGGGACUCGAGGGCCGUGUUGUGUCGCUCGGGUCAGGUUUGCUUCUCCACCGAGGACCACAAACCUUACAGUCCUCUGGAGAAGGAGCGCAUUGAAAGCGCCGGAGGAUCUGUGUCCCUCCAACGUAUCAAUGGCUCAUUGGCUGUCUCCCGAGCCCUGGGUGACUUUAGCUACAAGGGGGCGGAGAACAGGUCGCCCAACGAGCAGAUGGUCUCGCCCGAGCCGGAGGUGUGCGUGGUGGAACGUUCGCCAGCCGACGAGUUCCUGGUGCUUGCCUGCGAUGGAGUGUGGGACACGAUCAGCAAUGAGGAGCUUUGCGCCUUCAUCCACAACCGCCUGCUCGUGUGCACCGACCUGAGGGAUGUCUGCUCACAGGUCAUUGACCUUUGCCUCUAUAAGGGCAGUCUUGACAACAUCAGCAUCAUUCUGCUGUGCUUCCCUGGAGCUCCUCAGUUGUCCACGGAGGCGUUACACCAGGAGGCCGAACUGGAAGAUCUCCUGGAGUCAAAAGUAGCAGAGAUUUAUGAUGAGCUGUGUGCCAGAGGAGAGGAUCCUGAUUUGCUGGCGGUCCUCACAAUCCUCGCAUCUACCGUAAUACCCGGAUUACCGCCAGGGGGAGGCAUACAGAGCAAAAGGAACUGCAUUAUCUCUGCUUACUACCAACAGAGAGAGAUGCAUAAUCCUACAGUACCAAAUGAAACGGAAGAGUCCUGAAGAGGCCGACCGGAUUGUGUCGAUGAACGAAUUAUAAUUAAUGUCUAUAUCAACUGUUUUAUUCAUGUUUCUAAGUGGACAAAAAGGGAGUUAGUGAACAGUGUCUGUUUACAUCAUUUUAGCGAGCAGCACUUUGUCGUAACAAUUACAAUGCAAAAGUAGAGUAUAGUAAAGCCUGAGACAUUCUAUAUUUGUACAAUUAUUACAUAUAUGACAUUUUGUAAGAUCUACUCAGCGACAAUGGGCCCAGCAACAAAGUUCUGCCUCAUAGACAAAUAAAAGGCUGUAAAAACUGAA
Molecule: messenger RNA, 1919 nt
Organism: Syngnathus typhle (broad-nosed pipefish)
Lineage: Eukaryota; Metazoa; Chordata; Actinopteri; Syngnathiformes; Syngnathidae
Gene: ppm1nb
Product: protein phosphatase, Mg2+/Mn2+ dependent, 1Nb (putative)
Exons: 6
Coding region: 330-1622 (430 amino acids)
Biological process (GO): protein dephosphorylation
Molecular function (GO): magnesium ion binding; protein serine/threonine phosphatase activity; manganese ion binding
Source: RefSeq, a predicted model, not a curated record